AAACAUUAAUAAUUAAUUCGAAUUCAUUUUGAUUUCAAAUGUCUCAAUAUGGUAAAGCAGAGUACUGGGAGGAACGAUACACGAGGUAAAGCGAGGAUCCCGAGCCAUUUGAUUGGUAUCAGAGAUUUGCAGGAGUGAAAGAUCUGGUUUCAGUAUGUUUCACACCUGAGAGCAAGCUGUUGAAUGUUGGAGCAGGCAAUUCAAGAUUGAGCGAAGAGAUGUUCGAUGAAGGUUAUCAGAAUAUUACAAACAUUGAUAUCUCACAUGUAGUUACAAAGGCAAUGUAGGAGAAGUACAAAGACAAGGGGCCGAAUUUCAAAUAUUUACACAUGGAUGCAAGAGCGAUGGAUUUCGAGGAAGGAGCAUUUGAUGGGGCAAUAGACAAGGGAACUUUGGAUGCAAUAUUGUGUGGAGAGUCCUCAUCCUCGAAUGCCUAGAAGGUGAUCUAGGAGGUUCAUAGAGUAUUGGGGCCUAAGGGAGUUUUCUUUAUCAUCUCGUACGGUUUGCCUGAGCAUCGAUUGUAAUACCUUGAGAAACCCGAAUAUGAUUGGUAUGUGGGAUUAUUAUUCUAAUGCAGGAAUGUGGUAGUUAAAUAAGUGCACAAGCCAACAAUUUCGACGUCGAUUGCCAUUACAAAUGAGGACAAAGACGCGCCGAAUGUCCAUUAUAUCUACAUAUGCACCAAAGGUCAACCCAAGGGAGGUAAAUAAUGA
Messenger RNA from Paramecium tetraurelia, 713 nucleotides. RefSeq lists its product as uncharacterized. The transcript has 6 exons. Lineage: Eukaryota; Ciliophora; Oligohymenophorea; Peniculida; Parameciidae. The record is from RefSeq and is a predicted model, not a curated record. Gene Ontology annotation, molecular function: S-adenosylmethionine-dependent methyltransferase activity.